Molecule: messenger RNA, 1045 nt
Organism: Phytomonas sp. Hart1
Lineage: Eukaryota; Euglenozoa; Kinetoplastea; Trypanosomatida; Trypanosomatidae
Source: the annotation of a GenBank genome assembly
UAUUUUGUCCAAAAAGACCGUCUUUAGGCUCUUAGUGUGUGUGUGUGCUGAGUUGUUCCCCUUAUUUGUGAGCAGGUUGGGUACUAUCCAAGGUAGAGAAACCACUGAAGGAGUAAUAAUGUACGACGACAACGACGCUCCUCCACCAGCACGCAGCGCACACAGCAAACCCAGCCGGCGAAAUUCCUCCACGCAGUUGGGAAGCCAUGCCCUACCUACGCCUCAACGGCACCGACCUAUUGAUCCUCGUUUUGAUCCGAUGUUUGGUAACGCCGAUCUUUCACAGUUUAAGAACAAUUACAAAUUUCUCCAAGAACAGAUAGAAGAGGAAGAAACCCGACGGCAGCAUCGUAUUCGCUGUCUUAAGUGUAUUCUUCGGCGUUUUACCUUGGAGGAUGCAGGAGAAGAUCUAGCUGAGUACGAUUUAUCCGAAGAUGAGCGUAUGAUCUUUGGUGAGGAUCAGCUGCAAGAGCUAAACCAUCUCAAAUUAACACCGUCAGAGCGCAUUCAUGCCGAGCUUGAUAAGCUGAAGCGAGAAUCACAGCUAUACAAAUCCAAGACAAAGGGUAAUGCAGCUGUAUCACGGAAGGCGCAAAUUAAAAAAGGAUUAAUGCGUAAGGAAGUGCAGGCAGUGAAGAUGGGCACGAAAUUAAAGCCUUACUUCCCAAAACGCAGUGUUGUUAAGAAAGCUAUCCACGCAGACACCUUUGAGAGCUUAGAACAAAAGGGUGGUAAGCACGCAGUGGAGCGGUAUUUAGCACGCAAGAGCAAGAAACAGCAUUAGUAUGUAUCAGCAGACAGUGUGUUAUUCUGAAGGGAUCGUCCUUACUUUUGUACGUACAGUUCGCAAAAUGCCUUGGAUGAUGCCGCUUGACAGUAUCAGAUUUUCCUUCUUUUUAUUAUGGAUAAUUAUAGCAGGAAUCCACGAGGUUUUUUUUUUCGAUGUGCCAACAGGGUGUAGAAAAAAAUGAUAGACUAGAAUCAUUGCUAGCAUUUGGUGCCUUAUUUUGAAAUUAUAGGUUGCGAUUUCUGGGUGUAAGGACAA